AUGGUUGUCUCACUGGCAGCAAAAGUGCGUAUCAAUAGUGAAAAGGCCGUCGGGUGGCCGAAGCUAUGGCCAUUCAGCUGGCGGCUUAACUCUCCACUGGAUCUUAUAGAAUCGGGACAGGCAGGCAACAACGGCUCCCGAGCCCGCCUGGGGAUAUGGACCACAGUCAACAUUGUCUCUACAGUUGCAAUUAUAUUCACCAACAAGUCUAUUUUCGUCAACGAGUCAUUCGGCAACUGCCAGAUCGCCUUUGCAUCUUUCCACUUUUUCAUAACAGGGUUCACCCUAUGGAUGGCAUCACGUCCAUGGUGCGGUGUUUUCGCUGCGAAGCGAGUGCCAGUCCACGAGACUCUGCACUUGGCUGUACUCAUGUGUCUCCAGGUGAUACUGCAGAAUCUCUCGCUGGCGUAUUCAUCGGUCAUCUUCCACCAACUCGUGCGACUACUUCUGACACCGCUUACCGCGCUCUUGAAUUAUCUUCUGUAUCGCGCAACGAUUCCCAGGGCAUCCAUCAUACCCCUGAUAGUGCUGUGUGGCGGCGUCGGAACUAUAUCAUACUAUGAUGCACUACCCACGACAGACGGCAAAGUCACAGCAUCGUCAAGGGGCGCGGUUUUCGCCUUCACCGGCGUCAUUGCCAGCUCCAAUGAGCGCGGCUAUACUCCUAGUGGGAUCCUUGCUUGUCUGGUUAAUUUAUCACAAUUCAUCAUCAUUGAUGCUGUUGGCCCUGUCAGCAGUACUGUCAUUGGGCACUUGAAAACUUGUAUCAUUGUCGGGUUGGGAUGGGCACUGAGCGAUCGGCCAAUUUCGAAGGAAAGCCUCGUCGGUAUUCUAAUGGCCCUGACCGGGAUGACCUUGUAUGUGUGA
Molecule: messenger RNA, 867 nt
Organism: Aspergillus thermomutatus
Lineage: Eukaryota; Fungi; Ascomycota; Eurotiomycetes; Eurotiales; Aspergillaceae
Product: putative solute transporter
Exons: 5
Coding region: 1-867 (288 amino acids)
Cellular component (GO): Golgi apparatus
Molecular function (GO): antiporter activity
Source: RefSeq, a predicted model, not a curated record